ACCUUAAAUUUCACAGAAUCAUUACUACGAAAAUAGGUUUGCGGGUUAAAAAAGUUUCCUUGAGCAAUAGGGAAUAGCAAUAAGCCUCCUAAAUAAUAAAGUCUCCUCGCUAACAGGCGAUAUUAAACAUCCUAGAUACACGACCGUCGGCAAACAUAUGAGGAGCAGACAUGAGAACACUGAGAUGAGCCUUUUUCUCAUCGAAAAGAAACGCUUGCUCAACCAGUUUUCCAUAUAUUGGUAAAAUGUGUUUUUCCCGACCGGAAUAAGGUAUUACUCAUCAGCCCAAUUUGAAUAUAAAGUGAUGCUCAUCAAGUCAGCUGCACAAAAUUUCGCCUAUCUAUUCAUGGCUUGUAUAUUGUCACACAACACUGCUUUUUAUUAAGCUUGUUUCUCUAUAGUAAAACAGCAAAAUCCGAGCAAAAUGUGUUUAUGUUGUCUGAAAUCCGUGUCCACCAUUAUAAUUCAGUCUAAACUACCAACUACUAAUUGGAUAUACUGAAGCAUGUUUUUAAAACAUCAUUCUUUUUUUAAAUCACUUUAGCUGGGAUAUCGAUGGAAUAAAUACGAGAACGCCAUUGGAGAAAGAAAGUUGAAUUCCGUUUCAAGAAAUGACUACAGAAGAUUCUCCAGUCUGGCUUCCAGUCUUUGUCACCGAAUUUGUUGUCAUAUCGAUCAUCAAUGCCAUCACUAUCGCCGCCUUCGCAAGAAUCCGCCAUCUACGCAAGCACAGUACGUACCUCGUAAUAAACCUGACUGUGGCUGAUCUACUGGUGGGUGCCGUGGCAGGACCACUACUCGUGUUCCACAAACAUGAAGAAAGCGACGGUGUUACAUUACCACGACUUAUUCUUUUGGCUAUUGGAACCAAUUUUCUAAUAGCUUCCCAGGUCAAUCUCUCCUUAAUAUCCUUAGAGCGGCUACAUGCAACACUUUUUCCCUUCAGGCAUUGCUUGAUAAGGAAAUGGCUUUAUUUUAAAAUCAUCGUUGGAAGUUGGCUUGUAUCUUUCUUGAUCGCCAUUGUCCUACACAUUUUACCGCGAGGCGCAUUACCUUACGUAUGGGCAUCAUUUAGUACUGUCACUUUACUUGUCUUAGCUGUCUGUUAUAUUAUUAUCAUUGUAAAUGUUCAAAGAAGUCAUCGUUCAGAACAUCAUGGUUUAAUUCACACGGAAAGGAAACUAUCAGUAACAUUACUGAUGGUCACUGGAGUUUCCGUUCUCACCAUUUUGCCCCUUGCUGUUUACAAGUCCAUUCCAAUCGAUCCACAGAAAAAAUCGUCCAAUACAUCAGGGGUUGAUAUGGAUGUUGUGCUUUUUGUCAUUUAUUUGGCGAGUUGCAUUGUGAAUCCUCUUGUGUAUGCCAUACGAAUGCAAGGGUUUAGAAAAGCCAUAAGAAACCUUGCUUGUAAAAGUACGGAGCCCACCAGAGUGAAUCAUUUACAACCACAUACUAUGCCGUAAACUUUAAACAACAGACAUGAAGUGUAGAAACAUUUCCACGUUACUCUGCUAUUGACGUGACAAACGAUUCCAAAUGAUUCCAAAUGAAAACGCAGCAGUAAAAUAAGAGGUAGGAGAAUAUGGAAAUAAAAUAAAAUAAAAUAAAAUUCGGAAUAUCCGGUGUAAAAACUACUUUAAGAUACGACGUAAUAUUCCAUCAAAGAAUUACACAGUGGGAAUAAGAACUGAUAAAUACUAAAAAGACAACUGUCGUGAGUAAAUUUGUUUCAGUAUCAAGUUAGACUUUCCCACCGUUGUGACCAAGAUCGAUGCUGAAUUUAAAAGCUGGUACUAGUCUCAAUGCAUGAGUGGGUUGCAGACUCGUGCACGAUCAAUAUCGUUUCCCCAAAUGAUCUAACAUUCUAGGGAGCGCCUCGUGAAAUCAUUCUCUUUCCUUUUUCUUUUAAUUUGUUUUCACUAUUUUAGAUAUAUGUCAUUCAUAUACAUUCUGUUCCCAAUAAAGCUCAUGAAACUUUAAACUAACUAGUCUAACUUAGUAAUGAUAAAUGGAAGAAAUUAAAGGAAGAGAGUUUUCAGAAACUUCUGGCCAGAUUCUAGUUACGUCUGAUCUGGAUUUCGACUGGCUUUUGUAGUCCAGUUUAAUAUAUAAAUGAAGAGGUUGGCAGUCACAAGAUGGAUAAUAGCAGCAUCCGGGCACCUCUGUCACCAUGAUAUUUGAGCCUGGCUAAGCAAAUUAUGAAGUUCUAAACCUCGAAUAAUGCAUGUCUAGCUUUCUCUUUGGUUCAACUGAAUCUCGGUUAACGGCCAUUAUACCUGGGUUUGACCAUUAGGUGCAGCAAGUGUUGCUUAGUUCAAAAGUUUUUGCAUGUUAGGCAAAGCUCUGUCGGAAUAAAAAAAUUGUUGAAAGCAGCUUAUUUGGUAAACUUUCUAUCGUGGAAAUAGACGACCGGUUAGCUCAGUGGUAGAGCACCGGACU
This is a messenger RNA of Orbicella faveolata, 2439 nucleotides long. RefSeq lists its product as uncharacterized. The record is from RefSeq and is a predicted model, not a curated record. Gene Ontology annotation, molecular function: G protein-coupled receptor activity. Gene Ontology annotation, cellular component: plasma membrane. Gene Ontology annotation, biological process: G protein-coupled receptor signaling pathway. NCBI's taxonomy places the organism in Eukaryota, Metazoa, Cnidaria, Anthozoa, Scleractinia, Merulinidae.